GCUACCUGCGCAGGAUCAUUCGUUGUUUUCCCUUACGACGGCAGAGCUGUAAGGAGAAGUUGUGUGUGUGCACCGUACCUGUUAAUAUUCCAGCCUCAAGGUCUGUACACAGAGUCCCAUGGCAUUGUGGCCAACCACAUGUACGACCCAGAUUUUGAUGCCUUCUUUAACCCAGGCAACUCCGAGCCACGUUGGUGGGAUGGAGGAGAGCCAAUCUGGAUAACAGCAGUCAAAGCUGGGCUCAAAGCAGGAACCUUCUUCUGGCCUGGCAGCGAGGUGGAGAUCCAGGGCCUCCGACCCACAGAGUGGAGGCCGUACGACGAGAGCGUGCCUUUCCUACUGAGGGUCAACACCACAGUCGACUGGCUCGAGUCAGGUUUCGACCUGGGCGUACUCUACAUGCACGAGCCCGACAAAAGCGGCCACAGGGUAGGCCCCGAUUCCCCGAAUCUGGUUCCGGUCAUCGAGAGGAUGGACAAUGUCCUGGGUCACAUAAUUGAACAGCUGGAACUACGUGGCAUCAAGGCACAACCGCCGGGUUAUGGAUGUGUUUGCGUUGGCAGAUGAAGGCUGGAGUAUCACUGACAAUGCCACCAGACGAAGAGCCAGGCCAUACGUCGGUGACCACGGCUACGACAACUACCUACCCAACAUGAAACCCUUCUUCAUCGCCAUGGGCCCGGCUUUCAAAUCCGGCAAAACCGUUGAGCCAAUCAGCAACCUGGACGUCUACUCGCUUGUGUGCCAUCUAUUGGACAUCACACCAGCGCCAAAUAACGGCAGUCUGGACCGAGCUUCCCCCCUGCUCCAGUCUCCGGGUGCCGCAGCCUCACACACACUCACCACACUGCUGCUGUCCUCUGCUCUGGCCACAUUCUGGGCGACUGUCUAUGAUCUCUGAGUGUGUUCCUUCUGUAUUUUGUAGGCAAGCUGCUAAAAUGCAUUAAGCCUUGAAAGCAAUAUGUUAUGAGAGUGAGAAGGAGAGGGGAGAUAGAUAGAUAGAUAGAUAGAUAGAUA
This is a messenger RNA of Aplysia californica (California sea hare), 1017 nucleotides long. Its product is annotated as ectonucleotide pyrophosphatase/phosphodiesterase family member 5. NCBI's taxonomy places the organism in Eukaryota, Metazoa, Mollusca, Gastropoda, Aplysiida, Aplysiidae. The record is from RefSeq and is a predicted model, not a curated record.